Molecule: messenger RNA, 2424 nt
Organism: Histoplasma capsulatum G186AR
Lineage: Eukaryota; Fungi; Ascomycota; Eurotiomycetes; Onygenales; Ajellomycetaceae
Product: exosome complex exonuclease RRP6
Exons: 2
Coding region: 1-2424 (807 amino acids)
Biological process (GO): poly(A)-dependent snoRNA 3'-end processing; histone mRNA catabolic process; TRAMP-dependent tRNA surveillance pathway
Cellular component (GO): nucleolus; nuclear exosome (RNase complex)
Molecular function (GO): nucleotide binding; nucleic acid binding; 3'-5'-RNA exonuclease activity
Source: RefSeq, a predicted model, not a curated record
AUGGAAAUUGCGGCGGACUUUGCUUCGUACGAGGAGGAGGCAAAAACCGCCCUUGUCAAGACGAUCAGAUCCGCGACGCAGAUAUCCUCCGAAGACCUGAAUUUCCUCCGUUCGUUUGAUAAGAAUGUAUCAGCAUCCAUCGACGAAGAAAGCGCGCGCCUCCUCAAUUUAACCAAUUCCAUUUUGAAGGUUGCGACGUCGGGAUCUGACUUGCAGAUCCCCGAACUACACAACGAGGAUGGCGUGGAAGAAAACUGGAGAGCGAUUGUGGAUGUCAUUGACGAGCUGUUGGAAAAGGCAGAUGCCUGUCUGGACGAAUUUACGGGUAUCAUAAAAAGGCUCAGUCCUUCUCAAGCAGAACGCGGCGUCGUACUUGGCAAAAAGACCGCAAGUGCCAAUUUCCCCAGCGUAUACGACUUCGGCCCAUCCAAGAUUCCCAAGCCUCAGCUUUUGUUCAAUUCUCGUCCAAAUAACAAAGACGACGGUACCCCUUUCAGACCAUUACUUCGUUCUAAACCCCAUGCGAUAACUCCAUUAUCGACCAGCGCGAGUGAAACUAGCCCUACUGGGACCAUCACCUCCUACAAGCAUCCAUACGAAACCGAAAUACGCAACUCCACCUAUCCUUCAUCGGUAUAUACUAUCUCCGUUCCUGGUAAAUUGGCACCUUUUGAGACCACCACCGCCACUUUUGUGGACACUCUGGAAGGCAUCCACUCAAUGCUUGCAGAGCUCAAAGAAGUGACGGAAAUAGCUAUUGAUUUAGAACAUCAUGAUGCUCAUUCAUACCAUGGUCUUGUAUGUCUCAUGCAAAUUAGCACACGCGAUAAGGAUUGGAUUGUCGACACAUUGAAGCCAUGGCGGGAGGAGCUUCAGGUCCUGAAUGAGGUAUUUUCAGACCCGAAGAUCUUGAAAGUACUCCACGGUUCAACUAUGGAUGUGAUAUGGCUCCAACGUGACUUGGGUCUUUACAUCGUCGGUCUCUUUGACACAUACCAUGCUGCGGUGGCCCUGAAUUACCCAAAGAAAAGUUUGAAAUUCCUUCUGGAAAAAUUCGCGAACUUCCAAGCGGAGAAAAAGUAUCAGAUCGCCGACUGGAGACUACGCCCACUUCUCCCCGGCAUGUUUGAUUACGCACGAUCCGAUACCCACUAUCUUCUGUAUAUCUAUGACCAAAUCCGGAAUGACCUUAUAGAACAUUCGACUCCUUCAAACAACCUGAUAGAUUAUGUCCUUGAAAGGUCUAAGCAGGAAGCUUUACAACGAUAUGAGCGUCCUGUUUAUAAUGCCGAGACAGGCGAAGGGAGAAUCGGCUGGCGUGAUAUGCUUAUUCGUAAUUCCACUCUCUUCAGUCGAGAGCAGUUUGCCGUCUUCAGGGCCGUCCACCAGUGGCGAGAUAAAAUUGCGCGGUCUGAGGAUGAAGGGGUCCAAUAUGUUCUUUCCAAACAAUCGUUAUUCAAAAUUGCCCAUGCGAUGCCUUUAGACCCCGUUUCAUUACUGAGAACCGUCUCCCCUGUGUCUCCUCUGGUCAGAGCCCGAGCUUCCGAACUAGUUCAAGUUAUCAAGCAAGCAAAGAUUAUUGGAGCAACCGGACCAGAGCUCCGAGAUGUGCUUUUCCCAUUAAAACAAAGGACAGAUGAAUCCAACCCGAGUACACCCAAAUUGUCGCCUAAGAGUGAACCAGACCACCGAUCAGUUUUAGUCGCUAGAGCAGACAUAUCCCAAUUUUGGGGCGCCACCCUUAAACAGUCACACCAACCUCCCAUUCCUGUUUCGCACUCUUUGGCAGCCACAGCGGAGGCAUUCCUGCUGUCCCUUCCCCUGCCCUCUAUACCGCCGAAAAUAUCAGAAAACCUGGUUAAAGAGACACCCGCUUUAGCACAGCCGAACAUUCCCAGACCUACUGCUACUACCGCAAACGAAAUUUUCACAAUUAAACAAUUCGGGGCUCCAGGAAAAAGGAAAAUCAGCCCAGCAAUGGAAAGGGAAGCAACCGACGACACACCUGAACCAAUAGCAAGAACAAUAGCAAUGACCACGGAAACGCCCAAUAAAUUCCUACAAAUGGACGACUCCGUGUCAGUGUCCAGUCCAACGUCGGUUUCAAGUACUAUGGAAACCAAAGCACAGAAGCAUCAGGAGAAAAAGCAGAAGAAGCAGAAAGGGGGAUCUACUCCUCGGCAACGAGGUAACAAUGGGGAUACCGAGGAAUCUCCUAACUUCACACCCUUUGACUACAGCAACGCUGAGUCCGUCCUUCAUGCAAAUACCGCGGAAAAUUGGAACAAUACUAACGGGCCUUAUCGCGGCAACCAAAAACCAAAACGACAAUUCAACCCGUAUGCCAAAGCGAUGGAUGCGCCUCAAGGGAUGCGAAAAUCGAAGAAUGAAAUUGAGGGUAAAUCUUUCACAUUCCGGCGAUGA